Molecule: messenger RNA, 1311 nt
Organism: Daldinia loculata
Lineage: Eukaryota; Fungi; Ascomycota; Sordariomycetes; Xylariales; Hypoxylaceae
Exons: 2
Coding region: 144-1103 (319 amino acids)
Source: RefSeq, a predicted model, not a curated record
CAACAGCAGGCUCUUCUCUUUUAUCUCAGUAAGAUACCCCUACUAAAACUAAGUAGGAUAUUUCUCACAGCACAAUUUCAUCUUUCAAACUCGACUUUGAUAGUUUUUUGUUUGAAGUACAAAAAGGGUUAUCACCAAUCAAUAUGGGCCAAUACUGGAAGCUCAUUAACUUUGACAAAUGGUUGAUGGUAUUUUCGAGAGGCGUCAAAACGGGUCAGUUUAUAUGCUCUCUAGACGGAGUCCCAGUAUUAGAUUUCCUGGUGGUGCCCGACUUGAAAGAUGCUCUAUCACCUAAGUCAGAGCUUGCCAGAACACGAGAAUACAACGUUGCUAGUCGUCUAGUGACUCUUCCACAGGAAAUCUUUGACGCCAUUGUCACCGAGUUACCCCACAUAGAGGACAUUCUGAGCUUGGCAUUAACGUGCUCCUACCUAUGGAGAGUCCUUCUACCAAACGUGAAAUAUUCCAUUGAGGUUAUCGAAGCACCAUGGGCCGGCGACCGCCUGAUUUUUGUUGGAGACUAUGCUCGAGGGUUCCCCCCAAACUGCAAAGACUACGAAAACGAGAAUAUGCCGGAAAUAGAAAUGGACCCUAGAGAGGGAAUUACUCCGGAGGCGGUAGACGCAAAUCCCUUAUAUUACGGCAUCAAUUAUUCAUUGUCGUCGGGGUUCUGUAUAGAAGAGCUGAUGAAAGGGCGAGCCGGAGAUUGCCCCGACAUACAACUUCUCCUACGUCUAGUGACCAUGCUUCGGAGUCAUCCUGGCUCUCAGCGACCCGGGGUUUUACGAAAUUUGACGAAGCAGCAAUACGUUUUGGAUUCAAAGCUUGCAGAGUCCAAGUACCCAUAUAGUCUAGUUGAAGCCAUCGUAGUCCGAACUCGGUGGACUUGGGAUACCUCGGAUGCUGAUGGUGUGGAUGAUUGGGUAGGAGAUUGCUUCGAUAUUCGAAGCAUCGAGCAUGUCCCAGAGGGAUGGACUGAUGUCAGCGAUGAGACAAUCAACCUCAUAGGCGACGCAAUGAUCCAUUUCACACGGGACCCAGACUUGGAAGGCUUUAAGCUAACUAGCCGUCAAGUGGAGUAUGCACGGGCGUGGGUUAAAUAACUGUUACGAAGAUUCUAUUCGGAGGGAAGUUUGAACAGAUCGGCCUCAAGCACACGUAGUGGCACGACAUGGGAACGUUAAAGCAGACACGUAAAAUGCAAAGAAUAGCUACAAUCAAUUCAAAAAGUGAGCUGAGACUAGAUUGGACCUUAUUCAACUCAACAAUAUACAUCAUCAUAUUCUGGACUGUUAUAAGUCACUUGUAAGA